Messenger RNA from Trichoderma gamsii, 813 nucleotides. Its product is annotated as GPI anchored serine-rich protein. The transcript has 2 exons. Lineage: Eukaryota; Fungi; Ascomycota; Sordariomycetes; Hypocreales; Hypocreaceae. The coding region runs from base 1 to 813 and encodes 270 amino acids. The record is from RefSeq and is a predicted model, not a curated record.
AUGCGUUUCACCACCGCCGCCGCUGUUCUGGCCACCUCGGUCCUCGCCCAGGAGCCCGUCUCCACCGACUACACUACCGAGUUGAUCACCAUCACCCAGUGUGCUGCCUCCAUCACCAACUGCCCGGCCCGCCACCAGACCACCUCCGUCCAGACCAACUACAUCCCGUUGACCACCUCUACCUUUUACGUGACCAACGUCCACACCGUCACCUCUUGCGGCCCUGAGGUCACCAACUGCCCGGCUCACAGCACCGUCCUGUCCACUGAGGUUGUCCCUACCUCCACCGCUGUCGGCCCGGUCAUCACCUCUGCCCCGGCUCUUCCCACCACCCAGGUCUGGUCCAACGGCACUGCUCCUUACUCCUCUGUCGUUGCUCCUCCUCCUUACUCUGCUCCGGCCGCUCCCGUCAGCUCCGCCGCUGCCGUCUCUGUCCCCGCUGUCUCCAUCCCGGCUCAGCUCCCCACCAGCGGCGUUGCUGCUCCCACUGGCGGUGCCCCCGGUGCCCCCGUCAGCUCCGCCGCCGCUCAGUGCCCCGGCAGCUCCGUCAUCGCCGUCACCAAGAGCUACACCACCGUUCUGACCUCUGUUGAGUACCAGACCGUUGCUGCUCCUUGCGCUACCGCCCCUGCUGGUGGUGCCCCCGGCAACGGUGCUGGUGCUCCCUCUGGCACUGGUGCUGUUCCUCCUGUCCCCACUGGCCCUGCUGGCAACGGAACCUCUGUUCCUCCCCCUGUUAACGGCGCUGCUUCCUUCACUGGCUCCGUCGCUUUCGCCGCCAUUGCCGGUGCCGUCGCUGUGUUCCUUGCUUAA